UACGGAAGAGAUCCUGACCGACAAUGGGGCUGAAUUCAGGGGAGAAGUGCUAAGGAAUCUGGUCUUACAUGGCGUCGCCAUACGGAAUACUGCACCCCACAUGUCGCAAUCCAAUGGGCUGGUGGAAAACGAGAACAUGGUGAUAAAGACGGCAUUGCGGCGGAAUAUCGUGGCACGAGAUCCGAGGCCCUGGCCCGAUAUCGUCGACCACAUCAUAGCGGUCCAUCGCGGUACACCUCAUGAAUCGAUGGGGCUAAGCCCCUUCCAAUUGAGGACCAAUAGCGUCGCUUGCGUUUCGAUACCAAGCCUACCGGAUGAAUCCACACUGAACCGACGACCCACCAGGGCCACGGCUCGGGACAAGGCCAAACGACACUUGGAACUAAUGGAACGGCCUUUGCCCAGGCUAGCCCGAAAACGGCACAGGAUGACCGAAUUGGCCCAAGGCCGACAGGUCCGAAGCUACGAGGCUCGGAAUGGGAACGCAGGACCACGGCCCCAGUACAAAUUGGGGGAUAUCGUGCAGUCUGCGCGAGCUCCUACUCUCUCCUACCGUGUGAAGGAAAACAGUGCGCCGCUAUUGAGUGAGGAAAAGUGGGACACGUGGUGGGAAGACUAUAUCGAACUCGCUUUCUGUCUAUUGGAGAUAGAGUUCCGUUGGUCAGAAGCGGCCCCGUUCGGAGAAGGUCCAGAGCACCCAGAGGACAACGUGGAGCUUUUGAUCAUCCAAGCCUGGAGAACGGCGGAGCAAGGUGACCUGCUGGGAAUUGUAUUCGGAAAGGUGGAGGAAGGUAAUCUCGCCUUGAUCACGGACGAAUUGCUGGUAUUUCUGACUCAGCUGGUGGACGAUCUGCCCCUGGACAUCUUGUCGCACAGUGACAAGCCGCCCGGCACCCACGUGGCUCCCUACCUGGAGAUCGACGUUACCGAUCUCACAUUUUGGGACCCGAUUGUGAGGCAAAACGCGGCGCAGGACGAGGAGAUAGGGGGAGCAGACAAAGAGGAGGAAGAGGAAAAGCAAUCGAGCGAAGAACGAGACGAUUCAGACUACGUACCGGAAAGCGAAGCAGGGAUAGCCGACGAAUCGAGCCGACCGCGGGACGAGGAAGAAGAAGAAGGAAACGAGCAAGCGGAGUCGGAGUACGAAGGAUUCGAGGUUGAAGUGCGCGACACGGAUCGAGAAAGAGCGCAAGAGCACAGAAAACGAGGGCGCCAGGAGACCGCGGAGGGAAAACGACCCGCGACAAAUGAUCCAUCGAUCGGGGACCUGUGGCGUGAUACGGAGCCACCAGAAGAAGAGGACGAUGGAACCGCAGCAGAGGGAUCACGAAGCAGAAGAAGAAGAAGUGAAUCGCCAGUUCCCUCCGGCUCCCCGUCCCGAUCCUCCAUUCGUUUACAUCAAGAUCUCGGCGUUCGGGCGUCGUCCCCGGUCGUUCUCUCGCCGACCCCGUGACUACCUCAUGCUUACCCGUCUUCCCGAUA
Messenger RNA from Chara braunii, 1482 nucleotides. The record is from the annotation of a GenBank genome assembly. Lineage: Eukaryota; Viridiplantae; Streptophyta; Charophyceae; Charales; Characeae.